AUGAGGAUUCAAACCCAAAAUCUCCGUUUUAUACUAUCUUUUGUACUCCUGACCUUCAGCACUUGUCAGGAGACCGAGACCAUACCAUUUCCCAUAACAACAACCUUAACGAGGGGAGCAACUCCCGUAACGCUUACCCUAGCAGGACCAGCAUAUGUAACAUCAUACAUCGUCAGCUCGGCGGAAACCACCUUAGGACCAGCAACGGCUCCACCUUUUGUUACUGCGGCCACAAACGUUGUCUUUGCCAACGAAUUAACUACCCUGACGGUUUUCUACAGCGGGGGUGAAGACCUACCUCCAUCAGUCUUUGUCAUGACAAAAGCCCCAUCGUGGACAACAGCUACAAUACCAUACCCCGAACCGACUGAAGUUGCCAGCGAAACAGAGACAGAGGAAUAUCCACCCGACACUCUGACAUAUUCAUCAACGUACGGAUGGAGAUAUAACCCAGACUACACAUACACAACCACACCCGAAAACACCUACACCUACGAAUGGGAAGACUCGGACAUAGAUACAGAUGGGGGCGAUAUCGGCCCUGCCGGUAUCUACAUUUGGUUGCCAGUUGUCCUUGGCACAUUCAUCGUCUUUGGUUUAAUAUUUAUCUGUUGUUGCCGCAAACCACCGCCAGCGCCAGAAGCACCACCACCGUACGAUUUUGAGGGGAAAGACGCGGGAAAGACAAACACUGAUAGGCCAGAGGUUAUUAUCUGUUAG
Messenger RNA from Morchella importuna, 720 nucleotides. RefSeq lists its product as uncharacterized. Bases 1 to 720 code for a protein of 239 amino acids. Lineage: Eukaryota; Fungi; Ascomycota; Pezizomycetes; Pezizales; Morchellaceae. The record is from RefSeq and is a predicted model, not a curated record. The transcript has 2 exons.